Molecule: messenger RNA, 1272 nt
Organism: Penicillium argentinense
Lineage: Eukaryota; Fungi; Ascomycota; Eurotiomycetes; Eurotiales; Aspergillaceae
Product: acyl-CoA desaturase
Exons: 4
Coding region: 1-1272 (423 amino acids)
Biological process (GO): unsaturated fatty acid biosynthetic process
Cellular component (GO): endoplasmic reticulum membrane
Molecular function (GO): iron ion binding; heme binding; stearoyl-CoA 9-desaturase activity
Source: RefSeq, a predicted model, not a curated record
AUGGCUGGAACCGAGCCAGAAGAUCGAAAAUCGCACAUUACCGAGCAGCCGAUUACGCUGCAUAACUGGCACCGCCACGUCAACUGGGUGAACACCACGUUGAUCUUGAUCGUGCCUAUACUUAGCUGCGUCGCUGCACUCUUUACUCCACUGCGGAUUCCCACAGCUCUUUGGACUGUUGUAUAUUAUUUUUGGACUGGAUUGGGGAUCACUGCAGGCUACCAUCGCCUUUGGUCGCAUCGAUCAUACGAAGCUGGCUUAACUUUACGAAUUUUCCUUGCCUGCGUCGGUGGCGGUGCCGUGCAGGGCUCUAUUCAAUGGUGGAGUAGCAAACAUCGUGCUCACCACCGAUGGACCGAUACUGUCAAAGACCCCUACAGCGUACGGAAGGGACUGGUAUACUCUCAUCUCAUGUGGAUGGUGUUGAAACAAAACCCCAAGGAACGCGGUCGCACGGAUAUUUCUGAUUUGAAUCAGGACCCUGUUGUCGUAUGGCAGCACCGCAACUAUGGCUUCGUUGUCCUGACUUUUGGCAUGCUGUUUCCGAUGUUCGUCGCCGGGCUGGGUUGGGGAGACUGGAAAGGUGGUCUGGUUUAUUCGGGCAUCUUGAGGUUCUUCUUUGUCCAGCAAGCGACUUUUUGCGUUAACUCUCUCGCUCAUUGGCUGGGCGAGCAGCCUUUCGACGAUCGCAACUCGCCUCGUGACCAUGUCAUCACUGCUCUUGUUACACUCGGCGAGGGCUACCAUAAUUUCCACCACGAGUUCCCUUCCGAUUAUCGCAAUGCGAUCGAGUGGUGGCAGUACGACCCAACAAAAUGGUCCAUCUGGAUGUGGAAGCAACUGGGACUGGCAUUCAACCUGAAGCAAUUCCGUGCGAAUGAAAUCGAAAAGGGUCGCGUCCAACAAUUGCAGAAAAAGGUGGAUCAAAGAAGAGCUCGCCUAGACUGGGGUGUUCCUCUAGAGCAACUCCCAGUCGUUUCAUGGGACGAUUUCGUUGCCGAUGCACAGUCGGGCAAAACCCUUGUCGCUAUUGCUGGUGUUAUCCAUGAUGUGACCGAUUUCAUCAAGGAGCACCCCGGCGGAAAAGCCUUGAUCAGCUCUGGAAUCGGUAAGGACGCGACGGCUCUUUUCAAUGGUGGCGUAUACAACCACUCUAAUGCGGCUCACAACCUCCUGUCGACAAUGCGGGUCGGUGUCAUUCGAGGUGGAGGCGAGGUGGAGAUCUGGCGACGGGACAGAACCAAGAAGCAGAAUCUCGGUACAUCAUUGUGA